GAGUACCAGCCCUUCUCUAACUAGAUGUUGAUGAUGAAGCAAGUAAUCCUCUUCAGUCCUUUGCUCCUCUCCUCUGCCUCACAAUGUGGCUGUGCGAUUUGUUUCUGUGGCUUGAUCUGAGGGGAAUGCUGCUUUUUAUUUUUGCCUUUCUCCUCGUAGUGUAUUUUCUGAACAAAAAGGAUCCACCCAACUUCCCACCAGGACCACUAUCUCUUCCUCUAUUAGGAAACAUAUUCAACAUUGAAUCUAAACAGCCUCACAUUUACUUAACCAAGCUAGCUGAUGUUUAUGGGAAUGUGUUCUGCAUUCGUCUGGGAAGACAAAAAACAGUGUUUGUGUCUGGGUGGAAGAUGGUGAAGGAAGCAAUUGUCACACAGGCUGAUAACUUUGUGGACCGGCCUUACAGCCCAAUGGUGACCAGAAUUUAUUCAGGGAACUCAGCGGGUCUUUUUUUCAGUAAUGGGAACGUGUGGAGGAAACAGCGGCGUUUUGCCAUGGCCACGUUACGUACCUUUGGUUUGGCCAAGAGCUCCAUGGAGCAGAGCAUCUGUGAGGAGAGUCAUCAUCUGCAAGAGGCGAUGGAGAAGGAAAAAGGUGAGCCAUUUGACCCUGUGCCCCUCUUAAAUGACGCUGUGGCCAACAUCAUCUGCCAGAUAGUGUUUGGGAGACGGUUUGACUACAGCGACCACAACUUCCAGACCAUGCUAAAGAAUCUGACUGAGAUGGCUUAUCUGGAAGGAUCCAUAUGGGCUCUACUAUACGAUGCGUUCCCAGCACUGAUGAAACGCCUGCCAGGGCCUCACAAUGGCAUCUUCAGCAGCUCCAAAUGUUUGGAGGCAUCUAUCAGGGCAGAGAUAGAGAGGCACAAGUUGGAUCUGGACCCCAGCAACCCCCGAGAUUAUAUCGACACCUUCCUAAUAGAGGAGAAACGCAACAGAAACAGUGAACUUGGUUUUGACAAUGGCAACCUGGUUCUGUGUUGUCUGGAUCUGUUCCUGGCUGGUAGUGAAACCACUUCAAAGACCCUGCAGUGGGGGCUCAUCUACCUCAUCAAGAACCCUCAUAUCCAGGACAAAGUCCAGGCAGAGAUAGACAGAGUGAUCGGACAGACCCGACUGCCCAGAAUGGCCGACAGACCUAACCUGCCCUACACUGACGCUGUCAUCCACGAGAUCCAGAGGAUGGGAAACAUUGUUCCUCUCAAUGGACUUAGAAUGGCCGCCAAGGACACAACACUGGGUGGUUACGUCAUACCCAAGGGAACCUCAGUGAUGCCCAACCUGACCUCUGUGCUGUUUGACAAGACUGAAUGGGAAACUCCAGACACUUUCAACCCUGGACACUUCCUGGAUGCUGAAGGGAAGUUUGUGAGGAGGAAUGCAUUUGUACCUUUCUCUGCAGGAAAGCGUGCAUGUCUGGGCGAAGGCCUGGCAAGAAUGGAGCUGUUCUUGUUUGUUGUCAGUUUGUGUCAGAAAUUUUAUUUUUCCACUCUGGAUGGACUUGAGCUGAGUACAGAGGGAGUCAUUGGAGCCACACGCACACCAUACCCCUUUAAGAUCUAUGCCCACGCCCGCUAAACCCUGCAACCUGUCCUCUACUUUAGACUGUAUGCUACAGUAAAGCCAAAAAAUAUUAUACAUCUUUUA
Molecule: messenger RNA, 1646 nt
Organism: Sander lucioperca (pikeperch)
Lineage: Eukaryota; Metazoa; Chordata; Actinopteri; Perciformes; Percidae
Product: cytochrome P450 2J2-like
Exons: 9
Coding region: 84-1577 (497 amino acids)
Biological process (GO): xenobiotic metabolic process
Cellular component (GO): intracellular membrane-bounded organelle; cytoplasm
Molecular function (GO): heme binding; iron ion binding; oxidoreductase activity, acting on paired donors, with incorporation or reduction of molecular oxygen, reduced flavin or flavoprotein as one donor, and incorporation of one atom of oxygen
Source: RefSeq, a predicted model, not a curated record